AUGCCACUCCGAUCGGUGCGGUCAAGUUCACAGCGCUUCCCAAUAACGAAGCAAUUAAAAGAAGUCUUCAACACUCGACGCGGCAAGUCUGGUCCUCGAGCGGACCUUGUCAACGAAGAGUUAUGGGACCACAUUCUCCAGCGCGUUGCACCUUACAUUCGCCGAAAUCCCCCGUUAGACAUCCUCGACCUUUGGCCUACCUCAGGCAUAUGGUCUUCAAAAAUCAAUGAAUUUCUUCAACCUCGUCGUCAUGUUCUUGUUGAACCAGAAAUCACCUAUCAUCGCUUUCUCAAACCGCUCGUCCAAAGCAAGCCUUGUUACAAACUCCUCAAGGAACCUAUAUAUGGGAAGGCUGAUUGGGCAGAAUUCAUUCCAACCCAUUUUCCAGAGCAAAGUCCCAUCGUACCGAACAAGCCAGGUGUUCUUCCAAAAAACAACACAUUGCUCAUCCUAGCCAAUCCACCUGCGGCCUUUUCCCCCAAGGACCAUUACACCCCAAGCCGUUGGUGGCUUAAGUUUCUAGAAGACUGCUUGCACCAAAAUGGAUUGAACAUGUAUGGGAGCGUCCGAGUCCUUGCCUUGGCCCCCUUCAAAGAUAUUACGGGUGUGCUGCCAAGGACCACUGCGGACCGCAGACGAAUUGGCUCGCUCACGGAAACCUUGGCCUUGCACGCCAUCGAAAUUGCAAGCUCGAACGAAUUUGAACAUUGGCAUGCCUCGCGUGGGUGGGAUGCUCUUUUGGAUAACAGAAAACGGGUGGCUGAAAGAGCUGCCGCACAGAAAAUUAUCACUCCGCCCAAUCGAGAGCCUCCACCUCUGGAAUGCAUUCCAGAUAUCAAGGCCCGGGGUAGAAAAGAAUCCCCAUAUACGGCCCGAAUGCUUUUGCCUUUGCACAAAGAACUGCUCAGUACCAUUGAGGCUGGAGAUGCAACAGGAUUCAAGAGCCGGACUGGGGUCACAGACCCCAAAUUAAGAGAUCUUCUGCGACAAAAAAGUCUCGCUGUCACCAAACUUGCAAGAAAUAACACAAUGGCGUAUUCGCGCCAAAAGCUGACCGACAUGAGAUUGAAUAUUGACGAAGAGACUCGCAAGCUUGCACGGGCGGCUGCGGAUCCCAACGAGACUCCCGAGAACCUGAAAAUACUGGAUGAUCAAAUUGGCACUCUUCAGUCCCAAUAUGCUGCCGAGGUGUCUAAAACACAUUUCUCAGAAUCCAGAUUCUAUGAAUCGACCAUUGACGACAGCCGCAUAGCUUUCAUAUCCAACAACUUCGAUGAUUCCCAGCUGGUUUGGGACCGCCGACCAUUUGAACCGCUAGUCAUCCAUCCUGACGAAAUCUGGCCAGCCGACCGACCGAUGGGGCUCAUAUACUUCGAAGCACAAGAAGCACCUCUCGCGCUGCAAAAGAUCUUUCAACAGCCGAAAUCAACACACCGCGAAGCGCUCGAUCGAUUCCUGGCUUUGAUUAACACCACCAAUGGUCGAACUCUGAUGACAGUCAGUGAGAUCGCAGAAUUCGCUUUCUCGAAACUAUCCACAAAUGAGCUUGUCCGAGCCAUUCCCAGUCUGGCUACUUUCGCCAACAAACGGAUCAAGCCUGGUAGCGGACCGAUGCCGUUGGGCGAUCCCGCGUUAGACCCAGUGACCAGUUACCAGGACAAUCUAGAUUAUGACCUGAGCGAGGUUCGACUACGCAUCCUUUCUAUGGCAACCAUCGGGGAGAUGGUUGUUGAAUACGAAAAAGUUGGGUCCAAGCUCUCUGCUCAGGCAUUCAAUCGACUCUUAGGCGGGGCACUGACUACGGCCCAACUCGGAGUGGAAGUAGAACCGCACCUACUGCGGAGAAAGUUUUGA
This is a messenger RNA of Penicillium soppii, 1854 nucleotides long. RefSeq lists its product as uncharacterized. Bases 1 to 1854 code for a protein of 617 amino acids. Lineage: Eukaryota; Fungi; Ascomycota; Eurotiomycetes; Eurotiales; Aspergillaceae. The record is from RefSeq and is a predicted model, not a curated record. The transcript is spliced from 2 exons.